This is a messenger RNA of Microtus oregoni (creeping vole), 4675 nucleotides long. Its product is annotated as zinc finger CCCH domain-containing protein 4-like. Gene Ontology annotation, molecular function: RNA binding; metal ion binding. Gene Ontology annotation, cellular component: nucleus. Gene Ontology annotation, biological process: negative regulation of DNA-templated transcription. The record is from RefSeq and is a predicted model, not a curated record. Lineage: Eukaryota; Metazoa; Chordata; Mammalia; Rodentia; Cricetidae.
AUGGAGGCCGCGCCCGGGACACCCCCCCCCCCCCCGCCGCCGCCAUCAGAGUCGCCGCCGCCGCCAUCGCCGCCGCCGCCAUCAACGCCUUCUCCUCCUCCGUGUUCCCCCGACGGCCGCGCGGCCACCCCGCACCUCCUCCACCACCGCCUCCCGCUCCCUGACGACAGGGAGGAUGGUGAGUUGGAAGAAGGUGAACUGGAAGAUGAUGGGGCUGAGGAGACCCAGGAUGCCCCUGGGGGACAAGAGAGGAGUCGGAAAGAAAAGGGGGAGAAGCACCACAGCGACUCGGAUGAGGAAAAGUCUCACAGGAGACUGAAACGGAAGCGGAAGAAGGAACGGGAGAAGGAGAAGAGGAGGUCGAAGAAAAGGCGGAAAUCCAAGCACAAACGCCAUGCUUCUUCCAGUGAUGAUUUCUCGGACUUCUCAGAUGACUCAGAUUUCAGCCCCAGUGAGAAGGGUCACUGCAAGUACCAGGACUAUAGCCCACCAUACGCACCGUCCCACCAGCAGUACUCCUCGUCACACAAUGCGCUCCUGCCCAAGAAGUCCUACUCCAAGAUGGAUAGCAAGGGCUACAGCAUGUACGAGGACUAUGAGAAUGAGCAGUAUGGGGAGUAUGAGGGGGAUGAAGAGGAGGACAUGGGCAAGGAAGACUAUGAUGACUUCACUAAAGAGCUGAACCAGUACCGCCGUGCCAAGGAGGGCAGCAGCCGGGGCCGAGGUAGCCGAGGCCGGGGCAGGGGCUACAGGGGCCGUGGAAGCCGAGGAGGAUCUCGAGGCCGAGGAAUGGGCAGGGGCAGUCGAGGCCGGGGCAGAGGCUCUGUGGGAGAGCACCUGGAGGAUGAAGAGGACUUUUACGAGGAGGAGAUGGAAUAUGGAGAAAGCGAGGAGCCCAUGGGAGAUGAUGAUUACGAUGACUACUCCAAGGAGCUGAACCAGUACCGAAGGUCCAAAGACAGCCAAGGCCGAGGCUUAAGUCGAGGCCGAGGCCGGGGUUCCCGAGGAGGUCGAGGGAAGGGGAUGGGCCGUGGCCGAGGUCGAGGCAGCAGAGGGGGAAUGAGCAAGGGCGGGAUGAAUGACGAUGAAGACUACUAUGAUGAUGACAUGGGCGAUGGCGGUGGUGUAAGCUACCGGCGAAGUGAUCAUGACAAGCCCCACCAGCAGUCUGACAAGAAGGGCAAAGUUAUCUGCAAGUACUUCGUGGUGGGGCGAUGUACUUGGGGAGACCACUGCAAUUUUAGCCAUGACAUCGAACUGCCAAAGAAGCGGGAGCUGUGCAAGUUUUACAUCACAGGGUUCUGUGCUCGGGCUGAGAACUGCCCCUACAUGCAUGGUGACUUUCCCUGUAAGUUAUACCACACCACUGGGAACUGCAUCAAUGGUGACGACUGCAUGUUCUCUCAUGACCCGCUGACUGAGGAGACACGAGAGCUUUUAGAUAAGAUGUUGGCUGAUGAUGCAGAAGCAGGUGCUGAGGACGAGAAGGAGGUGGAAGAGCUGAAGAAGCAGGGCAUUAACCCCUUGCCCAAGCCACCUCCUGGCGUGGGGCUCCUGCCCACUCCUCCACGGCCCCCAGGGCCCCCAGCUCCCACCUCUCCUAAUGGCAGGCCCAUGCAGGGUGGCCCUCCUCCACCACCUCCACCCCCACCCCCACCUCCAGGGCCUCCUCAAAUGCCCCUGCCAGCACAUGAGCCACUGUCCCCGCAGCAGCUACAGCAGGACAUGUACAACAAGAAGAUCCCCUCUUUGUUUGAGAUUGUGGUGCGGCCCACAGGGCAGCUAGCUGAGAAGCUGGGCGUGAGGUUCCCUGGACCUGGUGGACCCUCAGGGCCAAUGGGUCCUGGCCCUAACAUGGGACCCCCAGGGCCAAUGGGGGGUCCCAUGCAUCCUGAUAUGCAUUCUGACAUGCAUCCUGACAUGCAUCCUGACAUGCAUCCUGACAUGCACCCUGACAUGCACCCUGACAUGCAUCCUGACAUGCAUCCUGACAUGCCAAUGGGUCCUGGCAUGAACCCUGGUCCUCCCAUGGGUCCUGGUGGCCCCCCAAUGAUGCCCUAUGGUCCUGGAGACUCCCCACACUCGGGAAUGAUGCCUCCCAUCCCACCAGCCCAGAACUUCUAUGAGAACUUCUACCCACAGCAAGAAGGCAUGGAAAUGGAGCCAGGGCUCGUUGGGGAUGCAGGUGACACCGGAAACUGGUACUCCAGUGACAAGGAUGAGGGGGGAAGCAGUGUCACAUCUAUCCUCAAGACCUUGAGGCAGCAGACAUCAAGCCGACCUCAAGCUUCAGCUGGGGAACCAAGCAGCAGUGGGCUGGGGGAUCCCCGCUUGCAGAAGGGACACCCCACAGGAGGCCGGCUGGCUGACCCCAGACUCAGCCGUGACCCCAGACUCAGCCGCCAUGCAGAGACUUCAGGAGGGACUGGCCCAGGGGACUCAGGGCCCUCUGACCCUCGGUUGGCUCGUACCCUGCCCACCUCCAAGACUGAAGGCAGCCUUCAUUCCAGCCCUGCGGGCCCCAGCAGUUCAAAAGGACAGAGCACUGCAGAAGAAGAGGAAGGGGAGCGGGCGUUGCGCGAGAAGGCAGUGAACAUUCCCCUGGAGCCCCUGCCUGGGCACCCACUGCGGGACCCUCGCUCUCAGCUGCAGCAGUUCAGCCACAUUAAGAAAGAUGUGACCCUGAGCAAGCCAAGCUUUGCCCGCACUGUGCUCUGGAACCCCGAGGACCUGAUUCCCCUGCCCAUCCCCAAGCAGGACGUGCCCCCGGUCCCUGCUGCCUUGCAGUCCCUGCCUGCCCUAGAUCCCAGGCUGCACCGCUCCACACCCCCUGGGCCUCCCAACACCCGGCAGUGUCCAGGCUCCACAGAUCCCAGCACAUCUGGCUCUAACCUACCUGACUUUGAACUUCUGUCCCGAAUCCUUAAGACUGUCAACGUCAACACCCCUGGCCAGAGUGACAAACCCAGCGACCCCAGGGUGCGGAAGACCCCUACUGACCCCAGAUUACAGAAGUCAGCAGAUCCUGCAUCAACAUCCCGUGCAACUAAGCCCUGUUCCACCGAAGCAUCACCUCCUGCUGCCAGCCCAAGUGGAGACUCAUCCCCACCAGCCACGGCUCCCUAUGACCCCCGAGUGCUAGCCGCUGGUGGCCUGGGCCAGGGCAGCAGCAGCGGGCAGAGCAGUGUGCUGAGUGGCAUCAGCUUGUAUGACCCAAGGACUCCCAAUGCAGGUGGCAAAGCUGCAGAGCCAGCCUCCGACAUGAGUGCUCAGCCCAAGGGUCCUGAGGGCAACGGCAAGAGCUCAGCCUCCAAGGCAAAAGAGCCCCCGUUUGUCCGCAAGUCUGCCCUGGAGCAGCCAGAGACAGGGAAGGUCAGCGCAGAUGGGGCCACAGCCACGGACAGAUACAACAGCUACAACCAGCCCCGGCCCAAGGCCACUGCAGCACCUACUGCUGCCUCAUCCACCCCGCCCCCUGAGGGGGCCACACCCCAACCUGGAGUGCACAACCUGCCAGUGCCCACCCUCUUUGGGACUGUGAAGCCUGCCCCCAAAACAGGCACAGGAAGCCCAUUUGCUGGCAACAGCCCUGCUCGUGAGGGUGAGCAGGAUGCAGGGUCCCUGAAGGACGUUUUUAAAGGCUUUGACCCCACAGCCUCCCCCUUUUGCCAGUAGUAUUUGUUGGGGCCAAUGCUCCCUCCACUCCACCACCCUUCCAGGGUGACAUUUAAGGGCAGCAACCAGAGUUACGGGUGGGGGACAGGCAGGGUGUUCUUAACAUUUUUCUUCCUUUUCUUCCUUUUUAAGUAGUACUUUCUUUGAGUCAUACAUUGUAUCUAACCGUCUUGGGUUCUGGUCAGUGCUACAGGCUCCUUGGCUCGCUCUGCCUAAUGAGCAACUUGUGCCCUGCGUUGGACAGUGGCAAGUCCCCAGCCUGGGGCUUUCCCGGAACUAAGGGAAGCCUGAGUGUCUGGGAAGGCACUGAAAGCCACUCACCCCGUGCUGCUGGGAGAUGGACUAAAGCACAGUUGGUGGAAGCUGGUGCAGGAGUUCUAAAGCCCCAGGGUGAGCUGGCCUCUCUUCAGCGUGCAACCUGUGACAGCCUGCUUCAGGACAGAGCAACAGAGAAGUGAGAAAAUGUCCAGAGGAGAAAAAGGUCCUGGUCCUGGUCCUAACCUGCUCGGGCCUGUGCAUCUCACAUCCUCCGUCCAGGGUUUGUCCUGAAAGUGAUACCCUCUAGCCCUCCAGGAGACUCUGGGUGAGACAGACCUGCAGCCUGUAGGCCUGAGAGGGGUGGGGCAGCCCCUCAGAGCAUUCUCCCUCAGUAUUACCUGUCCAGUGCCACUGGCCUGACCCUCAAGACAGCUCAAGGAUCCGUGGUGUCGCCACUUGCCAGACUCCCAUGGAGGGAGGCCAAGGGUGGUCCUGGCAAAGUGUGUCUGCUAGCUGCUUUCAUGCGCCUUAGCCGUGUUCCCUGUAGAGUACCAGAAAGUGUUUGCUUUUCCCUCCCAAGCCGACCGAAGCAGGGCAUCAGCUGUCUGUUGCGGUGUUGGAUUAGUGGGUGCUUUCCAAAAGGGGGCCUGAGGAAACAGUAGAGUCUGGGGCCAAAGUGGUGUGUUGGUCCUUUCUAGGAAAGGAAACUUGGGGUGGGGAGGCCUAAGGCACCUGCCAGAUC